AUGUCCUCGAUAUUCAUACCUUCCCCUUUGCCCUAUUUGAGUCCCUUUUAUGAAGACCCUCCUUCCCGUUCGCUCCCCCGCUCCCGCGACCCCCCCAAAAUUACCCAACCUGCCAGAACCAGCACUCACCGUCGCUCUCCCUCGUUUGACCUUUCAGACCACCCCGUCCUCCUUCACAUCAUGACCGAACUCGAAGAAGGAUUUGCCACUGUAACCGUUGACGCCUUGGGUAGCCCUGGCGAGGACUCCCUUGACAUCGCCAAUGAGGGCGUGAUGUCCUCUACCCCUCCUAAUCCCGCUCCCGCUGAACAACCCCCGGCCAGCGCCCCCGACGCGCCAGCCCCAAAAGUCGCGCAGGAUAAUCAGGUCAUUCCCACCGCCACCGCUCUCUCUUGUGACCAGAACUUCCCCCGUUGA
This is a messenger RNA of Pleurotus ostreatus (oyster mushroom), 417 nucleotides long. RefSeq lists its product as uncharacterized. Bases 1 to 417 code for a protein of 138 amino acids. The transcript has a single exon. The record is from RefSeq and is a predicted model, not a curated record. NCBI's taxonomy places the organism in Eukaryota, Fungi, Basidiomycota, Agaricomycetes, Agaricales, Pleurotaceae.